ACAAAAAUCCAAUUGAAUUGGUUUUAUAAUUUAAAAGAUUUAUGAAUUUAUAAUAAUUUAUUUAAUUAAAAUUAGAGUUGAUUGUAGCAUAGAUCUGAUUUUUCAAACCAAGGAUUAAUAUGAGCAUUACUCUAUUGCAUGCGGAUCUAUAUUGUUUGGAUCACACUAUCAAUUCAACAGAAUUUUUUAAAAAAUUUAUAAUAUUUUAAUGGGACUAAGUUGAAUCGAUCCAACCACCUAAUUGGUGUCAACCACAGGUUGGAUUUAAAAAACAUAGAUGAUGAACUCCUAAACCCUAAACUAGUCCGGGAACAGUGUUAGUAAGUGUGGGGGAUUGGGAAUGCUUUUCAAGGAAUAAACCCUAAACUGAAACUAACUUUUGAUUCCCAAAAGGCUCCAACACAAACUCUUUGAACCAAUUAUCUAUAGUCUGAAUUCUGAACUACACUGGAAGGAACGCAUAGCUGUUAACCCAGCUGAGGAAGCAAACAGGAAAGGAACAAUGAAGAUUUUGAGUAGGAAACUGCUGCACCAAUUAUCCUUCAAACAAGCUAUCCGUCGCUGUACAUAUUCUACUGGGAAAGUCUCAGAUUUUGGACAACCUACUUCAGCAUCUCAUCCUCAGUCUGCAAAUAAUACAAGGCUUUGAUGGGUAAAAUGGCAAUUUGAUGCUGUCAGCUUCCUGGACAAAGAGAAGAAGGUUUUAAGUAUGCUUUAAGUUUAGUUUGGUUCUUGUUCUAAGGCAUUUUUUCUUCAUGUUUACCUCUCAGUUAAUGAAGGAAGGGGAGAUUACACCUGGUAUAGCUACCAAAGAAUACAUCUCUAGACGGAAAAGAUUGUUGGAACUUCUUCCUGAAAAUAGCUUGGCCAUCAUUGCUGCUGCCCCUGUAAAGAUGAUGACUGAUGUUGUGCCUUAUACAUUUCGACAAGAUGCUGAUUACUUGUAUCUUACUGGUUGCCAGCAACCUGGUGGGGUGGCAGUAUUAAGUCAUGAGUGUGGUUUAUGCAUGUUCAUGCCAGAACCAAAACCUCAUGAUGUUGUUUGGCAAGGACAAAUAGCAGGAGUUGAUGCAGCACUAGAGAUGUUCAAAGCUGAAGAAGCUUAUCCAGUGAGCAAAUUAGAUAAGAUCCUUCCAAAUAUGAUAAAAAGAUCUUCCAAAUUGUUCCACAACAAGCUGACGGCUACACCGACCUACACAGAUUUGGAAACCUUUCAAAAUGCAGCUCAUGUUGGGAAAGUGAGUGACCUUUCUAUUUUCACCCAUGAGCUACGAUGGGUAAAAUCUCCUUCUGAACUUAAGUUAAUGAAAGAAUCCGCAGCAAUUGCUUGUCAGGCUCUUUUGCAGACAAUGUUGCAUUCCAAAACAUAUCCUCAUGAGGGCAUGCUAUCAGCUAAGGUUGAAUAUGAAUGCAGAAUGAGAGGUGCUCAGAGAAUGGCAUUUAACCCUGUGGUUGGUGGUGGGCCUAAUGCUAGUGUUAUACAUUAUUCUCGAAAUGAUCAGAAAAUCAAAGAUGGGGAUCUAGUUUUGAUGGAUGUUGGAUGUGAGCUGCAUGGUUAUUGCAGUGAUCUUACUCGUACAUGGCCACCCUGUGGAAGCUUUUCUUCUAUACAAGAGGAGCUUUAUGAUCUCAUACUACAAACAAACAAGGAAUGUAUAAGGCUUUGCAGACCUGGUGCUAGCAUCCGUCAAAUACACAACUAUUCGGUUGAAUUGCUAUGCAAAGGACUGAAGGAAAUUGGGAUUCUGAAAAGGGAUGCAUUUAGAUUGUAUCACCAAUUGAACCCAACUUCUAUAGGUCACUAUCUAGGAAUGGAUGUCCAUGAUAGUUCCAUGAUCAGCUAUGACUGUCCUUUGAAGCCAGGAGUAGUUAUAACCAUUGAGCCUGGAAUCUAUGUCCCUUCUAGUUUUGAUGGUUCAGAGAGGUACCAAGGCACAGGCAUAAGGAUUGAGGAUGAAGUUUUGAUUACAGAGACCGGUUGUGAGGUCCUCACUGGAUCAAUGCCGAAAGAGAUCAAACACAUUGAAUCCUUGCUAAACAAUUACAGUUAUACAAAGGGUAUGGAGGCCGCAACAGUAUAAAAGCUGCAACCAGUUGAUUCUUCCUUGAAAAUUGUUGGGCACAGAUCACCACCUGUCAGAAAAGGAGAUCAUUUCUAAGCCUGUGUAUAUUUUGAACCCGAGACACAAUAUCGUUUUGCAUAUUAUUCCAGUUUUCCUGCAGAACUGGCCGGUCAUGCGUGCAUCUAUUUAUACCCAAACUCUUGUCAAUGAGAGUGCUCCAUGUUCUCCAUUUUGUGCUCAAUAUUUCCAGUAAACAAGGGCUAUCAGCCAAUUCUUUUCACCUUUGAUCUGCAACUUUGUCAACAUCUACUAAUGGUUUUAUAUCGACGGUCAAUGAAAUUACCUGUAUUCAUGGGAAAUAGAUCCCUCUUUUGAAUAAUACUAGCUUUCAAAGGUUAAGCUCUUCAUUUACUUAGCAUAGUUCCGGCUCUGGGUGAGGAGAAUGAUGACACUACUACAAAGUUGUAUUACUGUGAUCAUCAAUGACCUGCUUGUACAAAGCUAAGACACAACUUUCCCCGUGGCAGAGCAAAAUAUUAGGGAUUGCUGCUUCCACCAUUUGAGUAAAUUCUUUGUAUGAUAAUGUUUUUCACCUGCUGCUGUGCUUUGGGAUGGUGAAAUGAUGAUACAAGGACGUACAGGCUGAUCAUGUCAUUUUCAAUUUUCUUUGUUUUAAUAUCAACAAACGAAGUGGGUAAAAUAUGUAUUAGCAGUGAAAGUUUACUGAAUGGGGUAAAUGUUUGGUCUUUAGGAGCUCCCACAAGUUUUUAUGGUUCAUGGUUCAUGUUUAUGACGCGAUAUGUUACUUAAAAAACUGGAAUCCCCAUCCCACGUAAUUCACACUUGGCGUAUUUCCUUGACAAAAAUCCUUUUUUAUCCUCCUAAUUUCUGCAGGAAGUUUCCAUGUGUAUCUUAUAUUUUCAUUAAUACCUAAGAAAGCUACUAGCUACGCAGAAUCUAAUGCCCCUUUCUGUUCACCUAAAUUACUCUCGGCUGUACCAGUUAGUUCACCUAAGCACUGCCACCUAAACCAGCAAUAAGCAGCAGUCUGCCAGAAUGGACCAGCCGUUAUUUAUGGCUUUACCCCAAAGCCCAGCCUUAAUUUGAACAGGUCAUUUUGGAGGCCAUGCAUGCCUGCCACUUGCCAUAAUGGCAUUAUCGAAAUAUUCUCCUACCACAAGGGUGGAUAAAUAGCUUGACAACUAUAUCAACGCCCAUCGUCUUUUGCCCCUUACUCAGCCAUUAAGCAUCUUCUCUAACAAGACAAGUAUACACCAGUUUCAGGUUACAGAGAGGAGAAAAAAGAUGUCUUUGGUGACAGAAGAGAUCAAAGCCAGUGCUUCAGAAGUAUACCAUGGAGAUGAGAUCUGUCAAGUGAAAUCCAAGUCUUUGCUGGAGGAGAUGGGCAUGCCCAGAGGGCUUUUGCCCUUGAAAGACAUUGAAGAAUGUGGAUAUGUGAAGGAGACAGGGUUCGUGUGGCUUAAACAGAAGAAGAGCAUAACCCACAAG
Gossypium arboreum is the source of this 3572-nucleotide messenger RNA. Its product is annotated as intermediate cleaving peptidase 55, mitochondrial. Lineage: Eukaryota; Viridiplantae; Streptophyta; Magnoliopsida; Malvales; Malvaceae. The transcript is spliced from 14 exons. Gene Ontology annotation, molecular function: metalloaminopeptidase activity; manganese ion binding. Gene Ontology annotation, cellular component: mitochondrion. The coding region runs from base 756 to 2081 and encodes 441 amino acids. The record is from RefSeq and is a predicted model, not a curated record.